ACCACCACAUCGCUGCAUCUCUCUCUCUUCAAGACUCAUCUUUCUCUCUCUACAAACAUGACGAAAGAACCGGUGACAGGUCCGGAGCAGGAGCAGGAGCAGGAGCCGGCUUCCGGGAAGGACUACCACGACCCACCGCCGGUGGCGUUUCUCGACCCAAAAGAAUUGACCAAGUGGUCGUUCUACAGAGCUCUCAUCGCUGAGUUCGUCGCCACCCUUCUCUUCCUUUACAUUACCGUCUUGACUGUUAUUGGUUACAAGAGCCAGACAGACAUAGAUAAGGUGGGAACUAACCCGUGCGAUGGCGUCGGAAUCCUUGGUAUUGCUUGGGCCUUUGGUGGCAUGAUCUUCGUUCUCGUUUACUGCACCGCCGGCAUCUCCGGUGGUCACAUUAACCCAGCUGUGACCUUUGGUCUGUUUCUGGCUCGGAAGGUCUCAUCGCUCCGAGCCAUCUUGUACAUGGUGGCUCAGUGCUUAGGAGCCAUAUGUGGUGUCGGCUUAGUCAAGGCUUUCCACAAGACUUACUACAACAAUUAUGGCGGUGGUGCUAACGAGCUAGCUGAAGGCUACAACAAAGGCACUGGGUUGGGUGCUGAGAUCAUCGGCACUUUCGUUCUCGUCUACACCGUCUUCUCUGCCACCGAUCCCAAGAGGAAUGCCCGAGACUCCCAUAUUCCGGUGUUAGCACCUCUACCCAUUGGGUUUGCUGUGUUCAUGGUUCACUUAGCCACGAUUCCGAUCACCGGAACUGGUAUCAAUCCGGCGAGGAGUUUUGGAGCAGCUGUCAUUUACAACAAGGAGAAAGCUUGGGAUGAUCAAUGGAUAUUCUGGGUCGGACCUUUCAUCGGUGCAGCCAUUGCAGCCUUCUAUCACGAAUUCGUCUUGAAAGCAGGUGCAGCGAAAGCCCUUGGAUCUUUCAGAAGCAGUACCCAUGUUUGAGAUUUGGAUCUUUAGGGAAAACCCUCGUUUCGUUUCGUUUUAAUUUCAUGAAAACUUGGAGUAUUUAAAAUGUUUGUGUGUGUGUGUGUGUGUGUGUAAGUAUGUGGGUUUUAGGUCUUGGAAUUUGUUCAAGAUCGACUGAUGGCAGCCAUGGAAGUGCAAUGUAAAUGCUUUUUAGAGGGGGGUUGUAUCCCUCGUGUCAUUGUACGUUGUCGCUUAAAGCUUUGAAUCUAUUCAAAUUAUUGCUCAUCUUUUUC
Cynara cardunculus var. scolymus (artichoke) is the source of this 1196-nucleotide messenger RNA. RefSeq names its product aquaporin PIP2-2-like. The record is from RefSeq and is a predicted model, not a curated record. Lineage: Eukaryota; Viridiplantae; Streptophyta; Magnoliopsida; Asterales; Asteraceae. The coding region runs from base 58 to 939 and encodes 293 amino acids. Gene Ontology annotation, molecular function: water channel activity. The transcript has 4 exons. Gene Ontology annotation, biological process: transmembrane transport. Gene Ontology annotation, cellular component: plasma membrane.